AUGGAUGGUCAACGGCAACAGUAUAUACCGGCGCCGCCUCACAUCGGACAGCCUGGCGGACCAACGCAUAUGAUGCCAUUCCCCCCACCACCCCCUCGGAUGCACCAUACAUGUCACGCCCAUGUCCCUCCACCACCUCCCGGCCCUCCUCCAGGUUCAGCUUAUGGAGUGCAGUCGGCAUGGCAACAAGGAUGGGGAAGGCAUCAAGCAAUGGCACAACCGUUUCCACCACCACCGCCACCUCUUCUUUCUUCCAACCAAGCUCAAAACCCACAUUUAGCGUACAGUGCUACUUGUUCUCGGCAUCAGCCCGCCCCUUUAGCCAUCCCUUCUCGAUCGAUAAACAAUGAGACACACCCCCUUACAUCGGCAACCUAUAUUCCAGGGGGUGAAUCGUUCGGCCCCGGAGUUGGAAUUCCUCCCCUCUUCACCCACGACCCUCAGGAGGCUUAUGUACGCGCUGAGCGCUACGGAUAUGCCGCUGAAUCGGAAAGCGUAAGGCACGUUUCUAACUCAACAUAUAAUGAUGGGACUCUACGUAGUAAUUCGGGGAACAGGUCACAUCAGUUAAACGUUCCGUCGCGUGACCGCCAGGAUGCUCUUUCUUCCGGGCCACCAACUGCCACUUUACACAACCCGCAACCCCGCGAUUCUGGCCAGGCAAACGAAUACCUGGUCGGCGGCAUGACGGUUCAGGAAGCCGAUGAAAGGUGGCCUCUUGAUCGUGUACUACAGUGGCUUGCUCAAAAUGGAUUUUCCAGUCAUUGGCAGGAGACUUUUCGGGUUUUAAACCUGUACGGUGCUAGUUUCGUGGAGUUAGGCAGUCGUGCAAAUGGCAGAAAAGACCUAGGUAAAAUGCACAACGUGGUAUAUCCUCAGCUUGCCAAUGAAUGCGCAAAGAGCGGCACUGGGUGGGAUAGGGCAAAAGAGCGAGAGGAGGGGAAACGGAUGCGAAAGCUAAUCAGGAGAAUUGCUGAUCAAGCAAGUUCGGAAACUGCAAAUCUGGGCGCCAGAUACUACGAGGGUCAUAUGCUGCCUAGCGCAUCUACGGAGGAUGGAUUAGAAAAUUCGCCUAAUAUACGGCGGGAUUCGUUCACAAACUUCAGUUCUGGAACCGCUGAAAGCAGCCCUGGUCAGCAGUAUGCCAGAACAACACCCAAUUCGGCUCAGAAGCAGCACUCCGGCCAGCGUUCUGAAUUUCCGACCCAGGAUUCCCGCUCAGACUUUUCCCGUAAUGUUUUCGGAAUGCUGGAUGGCCGACGGGGACAUAGCCCGUCGGCAUCAAGCGACAAUGGAAUUCCACUGCCUUCUGAAGAUAAUCCUCAAAGCAGCAGUCCUGGACGGCAUAUGGUCACGAUGGCACACCAAGAAUAUGUCCCCUACUCCGCAGAAAAUACCGGGAGACCUGAGAAGCGCCACAGCUCUGACUCCCUGCUAAGCCGAGGGUUCGCAUCUCAAUCCCUCUUUGGGGCCCAUGGAGCUAGUAGACAAAACGAUUCCAAGAAAAACGGAUCAGGGCCAUCGCCACAAGACCAAUGCACGCGCCAAGUACUAGGUGAAUCAUUACCGAAGGAACACGGUAAAGGGUUCUUUCAUAAAUUGAAAUGGAAGAAGGGCCCUGAUUCAAUACAUGCUGGCUCAGAUGAGAUAAAUGCCGACUCGCCUACAAGUCCAGCAGGUGCACGCCAUCUCCCUCCAACCUCGGCUUUUAUGAGACAAGGUUACGACGGCAGCGAUAUGUCCCUAAAUGAGAGACCUCCUUCUUCCGUUUCUGAUUAUGAUUGGCUCCAAUCACGGUCUCGAAAGGUCACAACUAACGUGCCUCAAAGGCGAUUCGCUCUGGCUACCCCUGAUGGAUGGAAUUACCGAUUAAUAGAUCUCACAGACGUGGAUGCUGCAGACACACUACGAGCUACUAUAUGCCAUAGCUUAGGUAUCGAGGACCCGGGAAGUGCUUUGAUAUAUCUUACGGAACUUGGUCAAAUUACCCACGAGGAGCCGCUUAGUGAUACAAUGUUGGUUGUGAAUCGCAGGACAAAAUCAGACGCCCAGGCCACUUUGAAACUUUUCGUUCACCUCACCACUCCAUCUGCGACUGUACCGUUGACCCAGCCAACUGGCUUGGGCCUCUCAUCGGCAGAACGCGCUCGACUAGGUAGAAAUAUGGUGAAUGAUGAAGCUAGGAACUAUGUGGGAACAGUAUCGCCCUCCCAUAGAUCUCAGCCAGGGCUGAAGCCUAAUACUAACAAAUUCUCCCCUUAUGACCCUCGGAGCUCUGGCGAAAAUGGCAAUGAUAUCGAUCUAGAUUUGGAAAGUAGAGAGGCAUCAAUAUUAGCAGCUCAUGAAGAAUAUCGGCGAGAAGCUGAACGAAAACAGAAGGCUUAUUUACAAUCAAAACAAGAACAUCAGCAACAGAAAGAGUCACCGCAGGUGUCUAUAAGGCGGGAUGGUGUAAUAGAUUUUGAUUCACCUCGACUUUCUCCCUACGAAGAUAAGAAACCGGAUAACCUAGUUCCACUACGCAAACCGCCAUCGGCACCGUCAGAGUCGAGCACGCUCUCUAAAGUGAAUUCUUUGAGCAGAAAGCCAGGUGAUCGUCCGCCCAGAGGCUAUGACACUGAUCGUUCUAAGCGUAGUUCUGCUGAACAGAUAUCUGAAGAACGUAGAGAGAAACCAUGGACCCCAACUCCAAAUACCCCCGCGUCUGGGGUGGGUGAUGGAUUUGUUGGAGCAGCGUUGGCUAGCAUUGGGAAAGUUUCUAGUGCUAUUGGGAAACCAUUCCCCAGUCCAAUUACUGUCUCUAGCCGUUCUCCACGCUCUGAAUCUGAGCCUGUUUCCGGAAAGGGCCGUUCAUUGCAAUCCGCCGACCUCAACGAUCGUGAUGGACGACGAAACAGUCCAUCUUCGCCGAAAUUGCCCUUUUUCUCCCGUGGGAAGGGUACUUCCAAUUUUAAAGCACCUCACGAAGGCGAUGGGCGUGGGAAGACUCUUGUUCUCCCUGACAACAUGAAUUUACUUCGCACAGAUCUUGAUAGCUCUGCUUCCGCUAGUCCAUCAUCUGCUAAAAUCAGCUCUACUUUGGCAGAAAAUCGAAAGUCAAUUGGUCCUGACUUCGACUUCCAGGAGACCGAAGUGUCUUUCGCGGAAGCGCCAGCUGCUGAAGAUGAUUCAGAUGAAGAUUCAGAUGAAGGUCUAUUUGCUAUACCGCUGGCUAGCGCGAAGAGUGUGACGCUAACAAAGAUGAAUAAAACAUCGACAAACAACGGAAGUGCUAUCCAAGGUCGGUCUGCAAAACCUGCCCUCACUGUCAAUACCGGUCGACGAGGAGCCAAGGGGAUGUCUGUAAGCUUCAAAUCCCCUAUUAUAAGAGAAACAUCCAAUACGCCACCGACGCGAAGCACAGACAAAGAAAUAGGUGGAGAGAAUGAACAUCUCAGCAAUGAAAAUGACUCGUUAGAUUCGCAAGAGGCCUCUGAGUUCAAUCGUCCCGAAUCAAUCGUCCGGGACGACAUUUGGGCAUCCAGGCCUCCGGUAGAGGGUAUGAUUGAACGUCUAGACGAUUACUUCCCAGACGUCGAUCUGGAUGAGCCGUACGUGGAAGGAAGCAUGAUGUCUCCCCCUUUAUCUCCGACCAGCCCCGGGCCUACCAUUGGCUCAGAGACUGAUAGCCAGGCAUUGCGAAGCAGAGCUGCUCACAGUAACCUUGAUUCUAUAAUGUCUCAAGACAACACGGACUCUUUUGGUUCAGCUGAGUCCACUCUGAAGGCAAAAGGCACAGCUAAUACCAUUGCACAACGGAAUGUCACUCGAUCCCAAGGUGGUGGACUAAACCGCAUGAAAUCAAUCCGUGAGGUUGCAAAGGGCGCUCACCAGGUUCACAGAAACCAAAGCAUAAUAGCCUCCAACGCUAGAUCGGGUGCUCUUCUGCGACGCAAGAGUACCAAGAUGUUCGGUGCGAAGAUUAUGCAGGUUAAACCUGGAAGUCGGCUGAGUGAGCAUCCAGUUCCACUGCCGCAGAACCCUGGGUCCCAGAAUAAGCUACCUCAGAGACAAGCUACUUUCCGUAUCAUUCGAGGUCAACUUAUCGGCAAAGGAACGUAUGGUAGGGUGUAUCUCGGCAUCAAUGCAGAUAACGGAGAAAUUCUGGCAGUAAAACAAGUUGAAGUCAACCAAAAGGCUGCAGGCCAUGACAAGGACAAAAUGAAAGAGAUGGUUUCUGCUCUCGAUCAAGAAAUAGAUACCAUGCAACAUCUCGAACAUCCCAAUAUUGUACAGUAUCUCGGGUGCGAGCGCGGGGAACUGUCCAUUUCCAUCUAUCUCGAGUAUAUCCCCGGUGGAUCAAUCGGGAGCUGCCUUCGCAAACACGGCAAGUUCGAAGAAGGCAUCGUCAAGUCUCUUACACACCAGGUCUUGAGCGGGCUGGCAUACCUUCAUGACCAAGGCAUUCUUCACCGUGACCUCAAAGCCGACAACAUCCUUCUCGACCUUGACGGUACCUGCAAGAUUUCUGAUUUCGGCAUCUCAAAGAAGACAGACAAUAUAUAUGGAAAUGACGUUACGAACUCAAUGCAGGGCUCGGUAUUCUGGAUGGCACCAGAGGUUGUACAGUCACAGGGUCAAGGUUAUAGUGCGAAAGUCGACAUUUGGUCCCUUGGUUGCGUCGUGCUAGAGAUGUUCGCUGGCCGGCGACCAUGGAGUAAGGAGGAGGCGAUUGGAGCUAUUUUCAAGCUGGGAAGUCUGAACCAGGCGCCGCCAAUUCCUGACGAUGUAUCUGUAGCAAUCACGCCGGAAGCCCUUGCUUUCAUUGAUACUUUCGAACGCCCGACUGCGGAAACCCUGCUCUCCCAGCACCCUUUUUGCAAACCUGACCCGCACUACAACUUCCUGGAUACUGAGCUGCAUGCGAAGAUUCGACAUGUUCUCUAA
Histoplasma capsulatum G186AR is the source of this 4926-nucleotide messenger RNA. RefSeq names its product mitogen-activated protein kinase. The coding region runs from base 1 to 4926 and encodes 1641 amino acids. Gene Ontology annotation, molecular function: ATP binding; protein kinase activity. Gene Ontology annotation, biological process: protein phosphorylation. NCBI's taxonomy places the organism in Eukaryota, Fungi, Ascomycota, Eurotiomycetes, Onygenales, Ajellomycetaceae. The record is from RefSeq and is a predicted model, not a curated record. The transcript has 2 exons.